GAUUAUCCUUCCUAUCCUCUUUCCAGAAUGGCAGCUACGAUCUCUUGUCUACGUAUAUGUUGGAUAAUAGCUCUCCUUAUACCACUAGCUCUAGUACUCGUUAAUACACUAUUGGAGCGUACCUUCGACUCCAUCAUCACCACAUCAGUCGCUUCUUCCCAUGAUCCUAAUGAGGAACAACAACGCUUUGGGUCGGGUAAGAUGUUCGAUCACAUCGCCGAGUAUUAUGAUAUGGGCAAUAGAGCUAUGUCCCUUGGAUUGGACCAAGGCUGGCGUAGGGCUAUGUUGGAGGCCUUAUCCUUGAGAUCUGAUGAUAAGCUUCUUGAUCUUGCUACAGGGACUGGUGAUGUUGCUAUUAUGGCUGCUCAUAUGGCUAAUCUAAGCAAUGUUAGGGGUAUAGACCCCAGUGUAGGUAUGGUAUCCGUUGGUAAAGAUAAGGUUAUAGCAGAGGAUCUCGAUAAGAGAGUAUUCCUUGAAGUUGGUGAUGCACAAAACCUUACUACUGUCCCAGAUCAAUCAAUAGACAAGAUAACCAUGUCCUUUGGUAUUCGUAAUGUUCCUGAUAGGCCUAGAGCCCUCCGUGAGAUGAGUAGAGUAUUAGUAUCAAGUCCAGAUAGCCUUGUUGGUAUACUAGAAUUCACAGCCCCUACUGGUACUAUUCUUGCACCUAUUGCCAAGUAUUUCGUGCGUUAUGUUGUACCUAUUCUGGGUGGCCUAGUGUCUGGCAAUAUGGAUGAAUAUCGAUAUCUCGAGAAGUCUAUAUUCGAGUUCCCUACCCCAGAGGAGUUUACUAAUAUCAUCAAUGCUAAUGGUUUGAAGGUUAUUAAAGUUGAACACUUCGUAUCGGGUGUAGUACAGUUAUACAUUGCCCAGAAGGCAUAUAACUAA
Perkinsus marinus ATCC 50983 is the source of this 888-nucleotide messenger RNA. Its product is annotated as Ubiquinone/menaquinone biosynthesis methyltransferase ubiE, putative. The transcript has 5 exons. Gene Ontology annotation, molecular function: methyltransferase activity. Bases 28 to 888 code for a protein of 286 amino acids. The record is from RefSeq and is a predicted model, not a curated record. Lineage: Eukaryota; Perkinsozoa; Perkinsida; Perkinsidae.